Molecule: messenger RNA, 1587 nt
Organism: Pleurotus ostreatus (oyster mushroom)
Lineage: Eukaryota; Fungi; Basidiomycota; Agaricomycetes; Agaricales; Pleurotaceae
Exons: 13
Coding region: 1-1587 (528 amino acids)
Molecular function (GO): iron ion binding; heme binding; oxidoreductase activity, acting on paired donors, with incorporation or reduction of molecular oxygen
Source: RefSeq, a predicted model, not a curated record
AUGAUGGUCAAUGCUACCAACUUCCUUGUCGCUUUAUUGUCAAUCUUCCUACUCUCGCGGGUUGCGAAAUUCAUCAAAGGGCUCAAGGCGGUGAGCUACCUUCCAGGAUACAGGAUUCCAUUUUGGCCUAUCUACGUCCCUGGGGUCCUUCUGCCGACUACAUGGUGGAACAUGGGCUUGGAGUUUCCGUGGCGCAGACGCUUCGACGUAUAUCGGAAUUUCCAGAACGAAAGCUUCUCUGUUGUCCCCUGGCUCCUUGGCCCCGCCGGAAUAUACACUUCGAAUAUCGACAUCGCCCGUCAAGUUACAACGGAAGGCCGCAAGUCGUCGUUCUUCAAACCCCAAGAGACCAGUCGAUUGUUUCUACUAUGGGGUAUGAACCUUUCAGCUUCUGAAGGCGAUACAUGGAGAAGGCACCGACGAGUAAUAGCUCCAGCAUUCAACGAGGAUCUAUAUAACCUCGUCUGGGAGCAGACGCUACAGACAUAUCGUGAAAUGGUCGACGCAGAAGGUUGGGCCGAUAGGGACGUCGCCGAAUUUCCAGCCGUCCAGAAACUCACGUUCAAGCUUGCGCUCCACGUUCUCGGCCAUUGCGCGUUUGGAUUUCCCUUCGACUGGUUGACGCCGGCGAAACUGCCCAAUGGUUUCAUGUCCACACACGAGGCCCUCCGCAUCGUUUCCGAUACAACCAUCUUUGCCGUCGUUGCACCGAGUUGGAUAUAUAGGCUACCUGUGAAAUGGAUCCAGGAAAUUCGCAUCGCCUAUGAAUAUCUGGCGAAAUUCAUGCAUGAUCAGGUCCAAGAUCGCAAACACACUUUGAACGCAGCGGUGAGCGACAAGGGUGUGCGGGGGAAGGACAUCUUCACGAUGCUAGUGGCGGCCAAUCAGUCUGAGAAUGAUAAACUCAAGCUGAGCGAUCAAGAAGUUAUCGGGAACAUCUUUCUUAUGUUAUCUGCCGGACAUGAAACAACGGCCCAUACCCUCGCAGCGACCCUGGGGCUCAUAAGUUUGUAUGAAGAUAUCCAAGAUGAUGUUUUACAGCAAAUAGCGCAUGUUGUCGGUUUCGAUCGUGAUCCUACCUUGCAAGACUACCCCAAGCUGACCAAAGUGACGGCAGUGUUCUACGAGUCGCUCCGAAUGUUCCCGAUCAUCCACUUGAUGGCCCGUGAAGCAAGUGAGGAUACGACACUGUCUGUCCCUAACCCUGUUGGCCAGGCGGGCAAUACGGUUAUUCCUAUCCGCAAGGGAACACAGGUGAUUGUAGAUAUGAUAGGCAUACAAUACAAUCCUCGUUACUUCAAUGAACCCGAGAAGUUCAAGCCCUCAAGGUGGGACGGCGUGUCUAAUGAAUCAGAGGAGUUCACCGCUUUCAGUUUCGGACCGCGAAUGUGCAUAGGCCGUAAAUUCGCGCUCACCGAAUCCGUGUGUUGGCUAACGAUGCUCCUCCGUGAAUGGCGCAUUGAGCCGAUCUUACAACGCGGCGAAACGAAGGAGGAAUGGAAAAGACGGGUCAUGAAUGGCAGGCUGGUUCCAGUUCUAGCCAUCACUGAGGUGCCGGUUAGAUUUGUGAGGAGGAAUAGGGUGUAA